Messenger RNA from Oncorhynchus kisutch (coho salmon), 3451 nucleotides. RefSeq names its product dedicator of cytokinesis protein 2-like. NCBI's taxonomy places the organism in Eukaryota, Metazoa, Chordata, Actinopteri, Salmoniformes, Salmonidae. The record is from RefSeq and is a predicted model, not a curated record. The transcript is spliced from 25 exons. Gene Ontology annotation, biological process: small GTPase-mediated signal transduction; cell migration; myoblast fusion. Gene Ontology annotation, cellular component: cytoplasm; plasma membrane. Gene Ontology annotation, molecular function: small GTPase binding; guanyl-nucleotide exchange factor activity. Bases 92 to 2908 code for a protein of 938 amino acids.
CUCUCUCUCUUUCUUUCAGGGUGACACAUUCCAGCAUAUUCAGGACAUUGUGGUCAGUCUCCUCAGGACCAUUAACCGUACAGUCAUAACCAUGGGUCGUGAACACGCCCUGAUCUCUAGGGUGGUGGCCUGUAUGACUGCCAUUCUGAGUCAGAUGGAUGACAGCCACUACUCCAGUUACCUAGAGACCUUCUCAGGCACCACCGACCUAGUGGACUUUCUGAUGGAGACGUUCCUACUGUUUAAGGAUCUGAUUGGGAAGCACGUCUAUCCCUCUGACUGGAUGGCUAUGAUCAUGGUGCAGAACAGGGUGUUCCUCAGAGCAAUCAACACCUACGCUGAUACCAUGAACCUCAAGUUCCUCAACAACAACGACUUUGAAGUGCAGUUGUGGAAUAAUUACUUCCAUUUGGCCGUAGCAUUCAUUACCCAAGAGUCCUUGCAGCUCCAGCACUUCUCCUCAACCAAGAGGAACAAGAUCCUAACAAAGUAUGGAGACAUGAGGAGACUCAUUGGUUUCGCCAUACGGGACAUGUGGUACAAACUGGGUGGGAAUAAGAUCUGUUUUAUACCUGGGAUGGUGGGUCCUAUCCUGGAGAUGACUCUGAUUCCUGAGGAGGAGCUGAGACGAGCCACCAUCCCCAUCUUCUUCGACAUGAUGCAGUGUGAACACACAGUCUCCACACACUUCCACAAGUUUGAGAAUGAGAUCAUUCUGAAGCUGGAUCAUGAGGUGGAGGGAGGAGGAGGAGAUGAGAGAUACAUGGAGCUACUGGAAACCAUGUGGGUGUCUUUCAUCAAUACCAAUAUCUAUCCACUCAAUCAACCACCCGUUCACUUACGUACGUGUCUGUGUGUGUGUGUGUGUGUCAGUCUGUUGGAGUGUGCUGUGGCGCGUCCCUUGUUGAGGCCAGAGGUCGAGCACUUUGUCACCUUGGUGAAGGGACUCCUGGUGCGUCUCCUUGACUACCGCGCAGUGAUGAGUGACGACAGCCGCAACAACCGCAUGAGCUGCACUGUCAAUCUCCUGAAUUUCUACAAGGACAUCAACCGUGAAGGGAUGUACAUCAGAUACCUCUACAAGCUGAGAGACCUUCACUUGGAUGUGGAAAACUACACAGAGGCUGCAUACACCCUGUUGCUUCACUCUCGCCUGCUCAAGUGGUCAGACGACCAGUGCAGUCCCCAGUUUGAGUUGCGUAGCUGUCAGACCCAGCGCCAGCUGAAGGAGAACCUCUAUGACAAAAUCAUCGGACACUUCGACAAGGGCAAGAUGUGGGAGGAAGCCAUUACUCUAUGUAAGGAGCUGGCUGACCAGUAUGAGAUGGAGGUGUUUGACUACGAGCUGCUCAGCCAGAGUCUGAAGCAGCAGGCUAAGUUCUAUGAGAACAUUAUGAAGAUCCUGAGGCCCAAGCCAGACUACUUUGCAGUGGGAUACUAUGGACAGGGCUACCCUCCCUUCCUCAGGAACAAGGUGUUUAUCCACCGGGGGAAGGAGUACGAGCGUAGAGAAGACUUUCAGAACCAGCUGAUGAGUCAGUUCCCCAGCGCUGUCCGUCUCAAUAUCACCACCAUGCCUGGAGACGACGUCAGACUCUCCCCGUUGCAGUACAUCCAGUGUUUCACUGUUCAGCCCGUCCUGGAGAUCCCACCUCACCUGAAGAACAAACCAGUCCCUGACCAGAUCAACAACUUCUACAAGUCAAACUAUGUGCAGCGUUUCCACUACUCCAGACCAGUGAGGAGAGGACCAGUGGACCCCAAUAAUGAGUUUGUUUCCAUGUGGAUUGAGCGCACCACAUUCACCACAGUGUACAAACUCCCUGGGAUCCUGCGCUGGUUUGAGGCCACAGACAUGAAACAUACCACCAUCAGUCCUCUGGAGAAUGCCAUAGAGACCAUGGAGAGCACAAAUGACAAGAUCCUCACCAUGGUAAACCAAUACCAGGCCGACGACGCCCUUCCCAUCAACCCCCUCUCCAUGCUGCUCAACGGCAUCGUGGACCCCGCUGUCAUGGGGGGCUUCGCCAAGUACGAAAAGGCCUUCUUCACUGAGGAGUACAACCUGCAACACCCAGAGGACCGAGAUAAGCUGUAUCGCCUCAAAGACCUCAUCGCAUGGCAGAUCCCGUUGCUGGGGGGAGGGAUCUCUCUACAUGGUAAGAGAGUGACAGACGACCUACGACCUUUCCACGAGCGCAUGGAGGAGUGCUUCAAACACAUGAGGAAGAAGGUGGAGAAGGAGUACGGCGUGAGGGACCUGCCGGAUAUGGAUGAGAGGAAGUCAACUCGUCCGCGCUCUGUCCUUCGCUCCUUCCGUCAGUCUGUCAUCUCCAUCUGCUCCCUCCAGGGGUCUGAGUGUGGGACCCCCACCAAACCUUACCCAGACAGUGGUCUCCCUGACACGGUGUCCCCCCGGACCCCCACCCUGCAGCGCUCCAGUGGGAGUAUGAGCAUGGGGGAAGAGGGAGGGGCCGAUGGGGAGGUGAAACUCAGGAAGUCCAAAAAGAAAAGGAAGAGGAGCAGCAUGAUCUUCAUCCCAGAGGAGAGAGACAGGACCAACACACUGGACAGUAAACGGCUGUCUAAGAAGCAGGAGUUCCGCAGUGACACCAACCUGUCUGAACCCUGUCAGGGAAAUGACUCUCUCACCAAUGUCAACUCCAGGUCUCUGCCUGCUAUUACAGGUCUGUCUCUGUCUGUGGUCAACGGUAGUGAGGAGGCGGAGUCAGCCCGGUCCAGGAGGGACAGUAAGAGCAUGUCUGUGUGUCUUCCUGGUGACCGUACCGCUGACAGACGCUCCAAAGGGGUUAUCAGCAUGCUGUUCGGGGCCAAGAGCAACAAGUCUGAGCAACAGAAAGACAAGUCGUGUACUGACCCAGGCAACAAGAACGUCAGUCAUUUCUAACAGCCGUCCAUCAAGCAUGAUGUACCCUCAGUGCCUUUACACCUGCUCUGCUUUGAAUGUCAGUCAACACAAGGGGUUGUUGCCCUGCUAUAGAAGCUCCUCUUUGGAAAGAGCCAUCUGAUCAGCUUUUUCAUCAAGACUUGUUUGCGCUUCCGCAGGCACACACACAUAGAGAGGGAGAUGGAGAGACACAGACUUGAUCUCUGAUGAAAUUCUGCAUAGCAAUGCUUUCACACUUCUGCUCUCACAUCUUUUACAAUCAAUCAAAGAUACAUUUUCCUUGUUAUUUUUGCAGUAAGUAAUGUAAUUUAAGUAAUGUAACUUUCAAAUUUGAUUCAACUUAUGAAACAAUGAAUAAAAAGAUAUCCAAUGUUUGACAGGGUAGGUUUUUUUUCAAAGUACAUUCUAUUAACAGUUUAAUGUGAAUCUCAGAACAUAAUGGAUGAACUCAUUGAGGACAUGGAUGAUGUCCCAAAGCACUCUCAUUAAGAGCCAAUGGCCAAAAGAACAUGGCUUUAUUUCAAUAAAUAGUACAAACACAAA